GAAAUCUGGUGAAAUUAAAUAAUUAAACUUAUUUAUACUUUGACUUCGAAGAUUAAUUCAUGAUCAAACUGACCCUGGAGGAAGUAAUGGACGAGAUGAUUGACUAUCUGAAGGUCGCUUUUAGAAUGCCUCCCCAGUAGAAAACUCUUAGAGACUUCAAAACGAGGCUUGCACAUGUCGCCAAAAAUCUAACAUGGUGGAUGAAAUUUAAAUUUUUCCAAAAUCUGAAACAUGUGAACCACUUAUUAUUUAUAUUUUUGUUAUUUUGGAGAACUGAAGGUUCUAAGGUUUUCCAGUCAUGACAGACCACAAAGAGGAACAAGAUCUGGAACUUGAAGCUCUAAGUUCUAUUUACCCGGAAGAAUUUACUCAGAUUGAAAGUGAUCCAUGUUGUUUUCAAGUUUCAAUUGCUAGUGAACCUGAAAAACCUGAAGAUGAGGACUGUAGAGUUUGUGCCACUUUGCAGUUCUCGUAUGUAGACACUUACCCCGAUGAGGCCCCUAUUAUUGAAGUGCCAUUGUAUGAAGGAUUGGAUAAUUCAGAUGCUGAGGGACUUAGAGAGUAUUUAGAGCAAGAGGCACAAGAAAACUUGGGGAUGGCAAUGAUUUUUACCUUAGUAUCAGCUGCACAAGAAAAACUCAACAAGUUCAUGGAUAAAUUAAAAAAUAACAAAGAAGAAGAGAAGUUGAGAAAAGAAAAAGAGGCUGAGGAGGCAGAGAAAACCAAAUUCACAGGGACCCCAGUAACACUUGAAACAUUUGUGGCCUGGAGAAGAGCUUUUGAGCAAGAAAUGAUGCAGACUAAAGAGAAUAAAAAUGAAAUACCUAAAGGAAAACUCACAGGGAGACAACUCUUUGAACAAGAUGACUCCAUGAGAGACUCAGAUGCUGCUUUCUUAGAACGUGAAGUAGAGGUAGAUGAAUCACUUUUCCAAGACCUGGAUGACCUAGACCUUGAUGAUGAAGAUAUAGAAUAAACUUACUAUUUUUUUAAAAUUUACAUAAUAGUAAUGGUUCUUGAAAUAUUUAUGGGUUGGAUGACAUGUUUUUAUGAAGUUGUUAUGCAGUUGAACUUGAAACUUCAGUGAACCUUAUUCGUGGAAAUUCUUCUUUUUGAAAUCUCACCCCAAAAAUAGUCAUUGGAAUUUCCCACAAGGGAUCUUUGAUUUCGGAAACUGGGAGCAAAAAUCUUCCCCUUUCUCUUACUCCACUUUCUUUCCCUUGAGCACCUCUGACUUUCAUCUCCCACCCAUUUUUGCAAAGUGAUGCAGAUGAAUUAUUAAGAGAUGAUUGCAUUGUUCUUACCCCCCCCACCACGCCCACCUUUACCUCUGAGGAGAAAAAAAUAAACAGUUGUUCCUUGUAUUUCUUAACGUUUGAGGAGACCUUGGAGUUUUAUUCCAAACUAUUUGGAGAUCAAAUUAAACAAAUUGCAAUGUCACAAUA
Messenger RNA from Stylophora pistillata, 1445 nucleotides. Its product is annotated as RWD domain-containing protein 1. The record is from RefSeq and is a predicted model, not a curated record. Gene Ontology annotation, molecular function: protein binding. NCBI's taxonomy places the organism in Eukaryota, Metazoa, Cnidaria, Anthozoa, Scleractinia, Pocilloporidae.